Molecule: messenger RNA, 2039 nt
Organism: Amphibalanus amphitrite
Lineage: Eukaryota; Metazoa; Arthropoda; Thecostraca; Balanomorpha; Balanidae
Product: inactive selenide, water dikinase-like protein
Exons: 6
Coding region: 439-1419 (326 amino acids)
Biological process (GO): L-selenocysteine biosynthetic process
Cellular component (GO): cytoplasm
Molecular function (GO): ATP binding; selenide, water dikinase activity
Source: RefSeq, a predicted model, not a curated record
CUUAUCGAAAACGAACCGCUCCCCCAGUCGCCGCUCCCGCGUCCUCGACCAAUCAGAAGACUGGAAGUGGCCAUGCUGUGGCCGGCACGAUUUUGCGGGGCGCCGUCAUUUUCUCGCGCUGCCCCGUGCGCGUGCCGGCUGUGCCUCUGCGAGUUUGUUGCUGUUUCGCGUCCGGUUUGAAGUGCCUUGCUUGUGGUGAUGGAACCUAAUGCUGUGAAUAAUGACGCUCUUGCAGCGGCACAGCUAGAACUCGGUGGUAAUGUUCUGGUCAGGCGACCGUUUGAUCCUGUGGCACAUGAGCUGGAUGCCAACUUCCGGCUCACGCGUUUUGCUGAUCUGAAAGGAUGAGGGUGUAAAGUCCCCCAAGAGACUCUUUUGAAGCUCUUGGAGGGACUUCAGGAUGACGCGAGUGCCCAGGAUCAGGAACAUACCCAUUUUAUGCACCUUCAAAUACCACGAGUUGGUAUUGGGAUGGAUGCUUCCAUCACACCUCUUCGGCAUGGAGGACUGUCUCUUGUGCAAACUACAGACUUCUUUUACCCUCUGGUGGAAGAUCCCUACAUGAUGGGCAAGAUCGCCUGCUCCAAUGUGCUCUCGGACAUGUACGCCAUGGGCGUCACCGACUGUGACAAUAUGCUCAUGCUGCUGGGCAUCUCAACCAAGCUGACUGAGAAGGAGCGUGACGUCGUCAUCCCCCUCAUGAUGCGCGGCUUCAAGGACGCGGCGACGGAGGCGGGUACCUCGGUAACGGGCGGCCAGUCGGUGAUGAACCCGUGGGUGACGAUCGGCGGCGUGGCCACCACCGUGUGUCAGCCCAACGAGUUCAUCCUGCCCGAUUCGGCCGUCAUGGGAGACGUGCUGGUGCUCACCAAGCCGCUGGGCACCCAGGUGGCCGUCAACGCGCACCAGUGGCUCGACCAGCCCGAGCGCUGGAACAGGAUCAAACUGGUCGUCACGGAGGAUGACGUCAAAAAGGCAUACGCGCGUGCCAUGGACUCGAUGGCCCGCCUGAACCGGACCACAGCGCGCCUGAUGCACAAGUACAACGCGCACGGCGCGACGGACGUCACCGGCUUCGGUCUGCUCGGGCACGCGCAGAACCUGGCGCGGAACCAGAAGAACGAGGUGUCCUUCGUCAUCCACAACCUGCCCGUGAUCGCUAAGAUGGGCGCCGUGGCCAAGGCGUGCGGCAACAUGUUCCAGCUGCUGCAGGGCAACUCGGCCGAGACGUCAGGCGGUCUGCUGAUCUGCCUGCCGCGCGAGCAGGCGGCCGCCUACUGCAAGGAUAUCGAGAAGACCGAGGGCUACCAGGCCUGGAUCAUCGGCAUCGUCGAAAAGGGCAACCGGACGGCGCGCAUCAUUGACAAGCCGCGGCUGAUCGAGGUGCCUGCCAAGGAGAAGGACGGCGAGCUGUGGUAGGACGGCCGGCGGCUGUAGCUGUGACCCGGUCCGGCGCCGGCCGGCCGCCGGACGCGCCGCCGCCGCCAGCGUGACGCCGCGCGGACAAACCGCCACCAGCGGCGCCGCGCGGCUGAGGACAGCGGCGGCGGCGCGACCCGCUGCAGACGGACGUCGGACCGCGCACUGCCCGCGGCCCGACUGGACUGUACGCUGUAUGGACUGGACUGUAUGCAGGGAUCAUGCGGGGACGACUCGGUCGUUCAGCGGCGUCACGCACAUACUAUGGAGUGGUCAUUAUGCGAGAAUCAUCUGUGAGAUGGUGUAAUUUUUGCUGGCGGGACCGUGUCGCCGACCGGUUGUACGGUCCAGGCUGUGCAGAGUGUGGAGAUUCGGUUGUUGGUUUGGACUGACAUUUCUUUUCGCCGCGUACGGUUCUGUCGUAGUUUUGUGAAGUUUUUGAGAAACAUUUUCAUUGACCUGGAUGUUGAGCCAUUUGAGGCGAAACACUAAUAUUUUCUCUACUGUUCAUUUUCGAAAAGAUAUUUUGAACGUUUGAUGUAUUUUAUGACAUGACUGUGCUCGUUCAAAAGACGUUCGCGAGCAUCCAGGACCGUUACCAUAAAACACAGAUGAUGUGA